Messenger RNA from Macadamia integrifolia, 1091 nucleotides. RefSeq names its product AP-2 complex subunit sigma-like. NCBI's taxonomy places the organism in Eukaryota, Viridiplantae, Streptophyta, Magnoliopsida, Proteales, Proteaceae. The coding region runs from base 305 to 733 and encodes 142 amino acids. The transcript has 6 exons. Gene Ontology annotation, cellular component: intracellular membrane-bounded organelle; AP-2 adaptor complex. The record is from RefSeq and is a predicted model, not a curated record. Gene Ontology annotation, biological process: protein transport; clathrin-dependent endocytosis. Gene Ontology annotation, molecular function: clathrin-cargo adaptor activity.
AUUUGACCAAACAUUUGACGUUUCUCAGGGUGCGGAUCCAAGGACACUGCUUAUUCUUAUUCUCGAUCUGACUCGAUCACUCGAGAAGAUUUCCUCCCUCCCUCCCUCCUUCCCUCUCCUUUUGCAAUCUGCGACUGAGCUUUCUUUAACACUUGAUGACAGAGGAGCCCCGAGCAAAGCCAAAGCCAAAUCCAAAUCCAAAUCCAAAACCCUAGGUCCUUUUUACCUGUUGAGAUUCUUCGCCGUCUUCACUCUUUCCUCCUCUCUCUCUCAGUCAUUUGGAUUCUUUGUUGAUAUUUCAACAAUGAUCCGAUUCAUUAUACUACAGAAUAGGCAGGGGAAGACUCGUCUUGCCAAGUAUUAUGUCCCUUUAGAAGAAUCAGAGAAACACAAAGUCGAAUACGAGGUUCAUCGAUUGGUGGUCAAUAGGGAUCCCAAAUUCACGAAUUUCGUUGAGUUCCGCACCCACAAGAUUAUCUACAGGCGAUAUGCUGGUUUGUUUUUCUCAAUGUGUGUUGACAUCACAGAUAACGAGUUAGCAUACUUGGAGUGCAUCCACUUAUUUGUGGAGAUUUUGGAUCAUUUUUUCAGCAAUGUGUGUGAACUGGAUCUAGUAUUUAAUUUUCACAAGGUGUAUUUGAUACUUGACGAAUUCAUCCUUGCUGGGGAGCUCCAAGAAACAAGCAAGAAGGCAAUCAUAGAGAGAAUGGGUGAGUUGGAGAAGCAGGAGUAACCUGAUUGUGGUGAGGAUCUGCAGCAGCUUGACUUCAUCUUGAUUACAUGUUCUGUUAACUUCUUCUGUGCAUCAAAUUUCAGAGCUCAUUCUUGGCCUUGUAACAUGACAAUGAACGCGAAGACAAACGAGAAGGAAGUGCCUUAUCCUCCCCUCAACUCCCCCCCCCCCCCCCAAAAAAAAAAAAAAGAUUUUUUCCCCAUUUUGUUGUGAAUUCUGGUAAUUGUUGCAUUUCCUUCCACAUUUUGAACGAUCCUUGUAAUUUCCUUUGUAUCUCGUGUUAUUGAAUGCUAAACAGAAACGGUUCUACGAAGUGCUUUACUUCAGCUUUUAAGGGAUUUAUGAUUUUAUUUGAUGA